This is a messenger RNA of Aaosphaeria arxii CBS 175.79, 1278 nucleotides long. RefSeq names its product EF-hand. Lineage: Eukaryota; Fungi; Ascomycota; Dothideomycetes; Pleosporales. The transcript has 6 exons. Bases 109 to 1047 code for a protein of 312 amino acids. Gene Ontology annotation, molecular function: calcium ion binding. The record is from RefSeq and is a predicted model, not a curated record.
CUUUUUACCCCACGCCUGCGCGUCAUUCCCUCCCAGCCUGUACCUAACACAUUCCAUUCCACACCUACCUACCCAACACCUUAACUACCCAACGUCUUCUCUUCCAUCAUGGCGUAUAACAAAGGGUUUAACCCCGAUAGAUUGCCGGCGCACGCAGAGCCUGAACAGGCCGCUGCCAUGCUUUCGCAGAACAACCAGCAACCGCGUCCACUUCGCAACACACACCAGGACUAUAACAAGCCUGCACCUCCCGUACCGAGCGGUUUACGUCCUAACGAUGGAUAUGGAAGACCUCCCACAGGCGGAUACAAUGACCCACGAUACGACGGUCGCCAGCCCAGCCCUCGCUAUGAUCAGCCGCGACACGAUCCCCAUUAUAACUCCUAUGGCUCUCCGCCGCCGCAGAACUAUGGCCAUGGUCCUCCUCCUCAGGGCUACCACAAUCGCCCGGUCGCGCAGCGUCCGCCGCCUACGCCUGCCCCUCCUCGAGAUGCGAACGACCGUGAUGCGCUUUGGAAGUUGUUCGGCGCCGUGGACAAGGAUGGCAGCGGAAACCUUACUGAAGCCGAGUUGCGCACCGCACUCGUGAACGGAGACUGGUCACCCUUCGACCCGCAUACUGUGCGCAUGAUGAUAAGGAUGUUUGACACCGAUCGCUCUGGCUCCAUCAAUUUCGAAGAAUUCUGCGGACUCUGGGGCUUCUUGUCCGCCUGGAGGGGCCUCUUUGACCGAUUCGACAAGGACCGAUCUGGAAGCAUAUCCUACGACGAGUUCAACGAAGCACUUGUUGCGUUCGGAUACCGCCUGUCUUCCCAAUUCGUCGCGCUCUUGUACAGGACCUACGAUCGAAGAAACGAGAACGCCAUCAGCUUCGACCUCUUCGUGCAAGCCUGUAUCAGCCUGAAGCGCAUGACGGACGUUUUUAAGAAGUACGACGACGACCGGGACGGCUAUAUCACUCUGAGUUUUGAGGAAUUCUUGACAGGUGCGCAAACCUUGUUCCUCUUCAACUCGAUAUCCCCAGACACAGACAUCGGUCUUUACUAAAUCUCGACAACCACCAGAGAUCAUUCGCCAGCGAUAGCCUCAGUCAGGUCAAUUUCACCUGGAGAUGCUACCCAUGGGGGCUUCGGCGUCCUCUCUCAUGCUCUCCCAUUUUCUCCCUAGCUCAAGGUUUGUGGGGGAAAGUCAUCUCUACAUCCAUUGACAGGUAGGAGGGAUGGGGAGGUAUUCGAGCGCGUACGAGGGGUGGAAGGGUUGCAGGCCAUGUUUUUUUUU